UAGUGUAAUUAAGACAAGAAAAAAAUGAUUAUGUAAUAAUAAUCGAUAAGGAGGAGUGCAUGGCAAAGUGCUAUCUGAUUCUGACACGUGUAUACAAGAUAGAACCUUGUCUUUGAUUCCACAAUAAUCUAGAGAACAUCAUGUGUAACUAGAGUUUGAAAGAUGUUUCCAGAACGUUUGGGAGAAUACUCUUCACUAUCAUUUUCUGUCUUAAUAUAUAAAUAUAUAUAUCCAAAAAAGUAAAAGCUUCUCACCAAAUAUACAAACACCUCCUUAAGCAUCAAAUCUUCAUAACAGGUUCAAAGUAGUUGUUGUUUAAUUUGUGGUGUGAGAGAGAGAAGAGAAUUUGAAGAUGAGUUUGUUGGACAUGGAUUUGAGUGGUGUAAUGAACAAUCUGUUGAAUCAUAUUCAUGAAAAUCCUUCUAGGACUCAUGAGAAUAAGGAGAACAGAGGGAUUUCUAGUAUACCAGUUGACAUUUUGGAUACUCCUAAAGAGUAUAUAUUCUUCAUGGAUCUUCCUGGUCUCUCCAAGUCUGAAAUUCAGGUGACAGUUGAAGAUGAGAACACACUUGUCAUAAAAAGCAAUAGGAAAAGGAAACGCCAAGAUAGUGAAGAUGAAGGCUGUAAGUACCUUAGACUGGAGAGAAGAGCACCUCAGAAAUUUCUAAGGAAGUUCCGUUUGCCAGAAAAUGCUAAUGUGUCAGCAAUCACAGCUAAAUGUGAGAAUGGAGUUUUGAAUGUGGUUGUAGAGAAGCACACUCCACCUCCAAAAUCAAAAACAGUUGAAGUUGCCAUUGCUUAAGGGAUUAUUAUAUGUAUUUCACUUCUUUGGUGCUACAUUUUUUGUAGCUUUUUCCUUUUCUCCUUGCUUAGGAGUCUACACAAGUGCUUUUGGUUUGGCCUUUGUGAAUGUUUAGGUGGACAUUGAAGUGUGUUCAAUCAGUGUUUCUAGUUCUUAUGUGCUUAAGUUUUAAUGAAAUAUAAGAACAAUCUUCCGAAGGAUCAUUUUUAUGAAAAUAAUAUAUGUAAAAUUUGACUCA
Molecule: messenger RNA, 1040 nt
Organism: Cicer arietinum (chickpea)
Lineage: Eukaryota; Viridiplantae; Streptophyta; Magnoliopsida; Fabales; Fabaceae
Product: 17.4 kDa class III heat shock protein
Source: RefSeq, a predicted model, not a curated record